Molecule: messenger RNA, 1980 nt
Organism: Adineta ricciae
Lineage: Eukaryota; Metazoa; Rotifera; Eurotatoria; Adinetida; Adinetidae
Source: the annotation of a GenBank genome assembly
AUGAGUUUUUUAUUUCCCCACUGUGUCGAUCCUCAUCAAGGUCGAAUGUACAUUCAAAUAGUUUUGCUUCUAUUAUCUCCAAUCUCAUUUGCUUAUCAUCCAAAUCCAACGCCAUGGUUUUGUACAGAUCCGACUGCUUUGGACUCAACCGUUGAAAUCUCACAAAAGCUACCAUCAUGUCUGCCAGGAUAUGUCAUUGACAUCGAAGAUGUCGUCUAUGAAUCGACUAUUGAUGGGAAAUGUUCAGGCAAAAGUUUAUGUAGUAUACAUAAUAAAAAUACUCUCUUAUUUGCAUGUAAUCAGAAACAAGUAUGUAGUGUAGAAAUACGACAUUUUCGUUUUCAUAUUAAUUCGACAUGCGGUUCAACCGUACGAUUUUUUACUAAAUAUCGUUGUUUACCUGUCAUACAUGAACAAAAAGACUUUCUCUGUGAAUCAUCUCUUCGACGACCGAAUGCCAUUGAUAUUAAAUUAUCCUGUCAAAGAUUUUAUCGUUUACACAUAACAUUAGCAUUGGUUGGCAUUAGUAUUAAGCAACAAGCCGAUGAAAAUCAACAACGUUUCAAAUGUAACAAAGAUACGUAUUGGCUCUGUAAUCAUUAUGUACCUGACGCUUAUCGAAGUGUAUGCAGCAGCCAAUUGAAUCGUGGCAUUGGAGAUUUUUGUGAAAUCAAAUCCUAUGAUCGACCGAGAUUAAAAGGAUGUCAAUAUGGAGAAAUGUCGAAUUUUUCAUUAGUCGAAUAUUCAUGUAUACCAGGCGAAGGUAUAACCGAAGAUCUUCCUCGAAUUGAUAUUUGUUCAGAUGGUUCAUUCGAACGAAUAACAGUCAACCAUGGUCUUCUUCAUUCUCCCAAUUAUCCUCAUCCAGUAGGAAAAUAUUUAUCAUGUAAAAAACAAAUACACAUUACACGCGAAUCGCGUCUGCGUUUAUUUAUGCUUGAGAAAUCGAUUGAAUAUUAUCAUGAAUUAAACAUUCGUCUACUAAACAAUGAACCAAACAUUCAACGAACAUUAGCAAAAAAUGAAUUACUCGAUACAAAUAUCACUAGUCAGCAGAGAAAUGAAAUUCUUGAAAUUGAAUUGAAAACAAACCAUGUCGGUGGUGGCAAUUUUUUACUUUAUUUUCAAGUCGAUUCUCGCAUCUCAGAAUAUGCACCGUUGGUUCUUGAAGCUGAUAGAAAAACAAAUGAUCAGGGUCGCCGACAAAACCUAUUGGUGAAACGCGAAUGGGGAAUUGUUAUUGGAGGUUUAAUCGGCCUUGUUUCUGUUGUUGCACUCAUUGUCAUCGUUCUGAUCAUUGUUCGAGUGUCAAAACGUCGCCGUGCUGCAUCGAUGAAAUAUUUGAAAAGUGAUGAUGAUCAUCGUCAACAUUUGAAUGCUUCGUCGACUGAUUAUCAUCAUCCGCAAAAACCUAUUCAAAUUGAACAUCCGCAUUUAUUAUCAUCAUCAACGAUAAUUCCAUCAUUACCCAGCAAUCAUCGAGUGAAUACUUCAUCAGGAAUCCAUGAUGGUCUGUCCGAUCGCGAAUCUCUCAUCAAACAACAAGGACAUUCUCAUGCGACAAAUCUAGGAACUAAUCCUUAUCUUGAACCGAAAUCUUUCGACGAUCGACGAAAGCUUUUCGAAGAUCACAGAUUAUCGCAACCAAUUCGAGAUCAUAACGAGACCGGUCAGCGUCUUCGUCGACCAGCACCAUUAGCAACACCGGAACAUGGCAAUCGUCGUUUGGGAAGUGUUUUUUGUGAUGCUCCGAUGGCUAGUACGGAAACUUUGGAUGUUGGAUUCAAUCAAGCGAGAAAUGAACAAAUGAAACGUCCAACUCAACCGCCACCUAAAAUUCCACCGCCACGUAUGGAUUUACAUCAUCCAAAACCAAGCGCACCACCUCUUGAUUUGGUACAUCAAGAACAUUUAAGUGAACACACACGUCCGAAUCCACAUUUACGCCAUAUUCAGCAUCACAACCAUCAUCUAGUUUAG